Molecule: messenger RNA, 3784 nt
Organism: Rana temporaria (common frog)
Lineage: Eukaryota; Metazoa; Chordata; Amphibia; Anura; Ranidae
Product: protocadherin-8-like
Exons: 4
Coding region: 267-3194 (975 amino acids)
Biological process (GO): homophilic cell-cell adhesion
Cellular component (GO): plasma membrane
Molecular function (GO): calcium ion binding
Source: RefSeq, a predicted model, not a curated record
AUGUAUAUUUGACUUGCCCUCUAUAUGUGUCUAGCACUAGCAGUAUAUUAGGUGGACUCCAGCUGAGCUCUGUGUUAAUUGCAACUUCAUUUGUCCGGCCACACUGACCAUUUGUCCUAGAGACCAGAGAUUGGUGACUAGUGUCAGUGCCAUUUGCAUAUCACUGAGCAUGUAACUUGAGUGGAGAGAGGACCAGGCUCAAUAGAUCACACUUCUUUGCUGAACUCCCAUCGGCAGGACAGAACUUGGACGCAUUAGGCUGCUGCAUGAGCUUCAAGCCAAAAAUGUUCUGCCUUCUUCCAGUCAGACUGGUGCUCUUGUCGAGCCUCGUUUUAUCUUUAUGUUUUGGUGAAACCAUCUAUCUCCACACCAAUGAAGAAGAACCCACUGGAACCGUCAUUGCCGUUUUAUCCCAUCAUUCGCUAUUUAAUUCUACGGAGAAGCCUGCUACCAACUUUCGACCGAUGAAGCAAUCCAACAGCUCCUUCAUCCACGUUCGGGAAAGCGAUGGUCAGCUGAGUAUUGGGAAAAGGAUAGACCGAGAAAAAAUUUGUCGGGGCUCACCAAACUGUGUUCUGUCUCUGGACAUGGUCAGUUUUUCCAAAGAUCAAUUCCAACUCAUCAGCGUGAAAGUGGAGGUGAGGGAUAUCAAUGACCACAGCCCAUUUUUUCCAAAUUCUGAGAUGCACGUAGAUGUCUCUGAAGCAGCUCCAUUGGGUACCAGAAUCCCUCUUCAUAUGGCAGUAGAUGAAGAUAUAGGCCUGAACUCUGUCCAGGACUAUCUAAUCUCUGGAAACAGUAACUUUGGUAUUGACGUACAGACAAGGGCGGAUGGACUGAAAUAUGCUGAACUGAUUCUUAUGAAAGAACUUGAUAGAGAAAUUGAGUCUUUGUAUACCUUGGAGUUGGUGGCUAGCGAUGGCGGAAGCCCUCCACUCUCUGGAAGUACAACGGUUAUCAUCCGUGUCCUGGACUUCAAUGAUAACACCCCAGUCUUUGAGAAGAAUUCCCUCAUUGUUGACUUGUUGGAAGAUGCUCCUGUAGGAUCAUUUCUUUUAGACCUCAAUGCGGUUGACUAUGACGAAGGUGCAAAUGGAGAAAUCAUAUACGGGUUCAGUGCACAGGUGUCUCAAGAGGUACGUCAGCUUUUCAAAAUUGAUCCCAAGUCAGGCACUAUAACUUUAGAAGAGGAAGUCGAUUUUGAGACAACAAAUUCUUAUGAGUUUGAUGUCCAGGCGCAAGAUAUGGGUCCAAACCCACUAACUGCAACCUGCAAAGUCACAGUGCAUAUUAUAGAUGUGAAUGACAAUGCCCCAGCAAUUACUAUCACUCCUUUGACUUCUACUAGCAUGGGAGUAGCCUAUAUUACUGAAGCAGCUGCCAAAGAUAGCUUUAUUGCACUGAUCAGUGUAGAAGACAGAGACUCUGGGAUAAACGGACAAAUUCAUUGUACACUUUUUGGCCACGAGCACUUCAGGCUACAGCAAGCCAGCGAGGACAGUUUCAUGAUAGUCACCACCUCACUUCUUGACCGAGAAAAGAUUGCAGAGUACAACCUUACCCUCGUGGCUGAAGACCUUGGACUCCCUUCAUUGAAGAUGACCAGACAGUAUAAUAUUAGGGUGAGUGAUGAGAAUGACAAUGCCCCUUCAUUUACUAAAUCACUGUACGAAGUAUCGGUCUUCGAGAAUAAUGUCCCCGGGGCCUAUAUCACCACCGUUGUGGCCAAAGACCCUGACCUGGGGCAAAAUGGCAAAGUGUCUUACAGACUAUUAGAUGGAAAGAUAAUCGGUCAGUCUUUGUCUACAUUUGUUGUCAUUGACAUUGACUCCGGAAUCCUCCGUGCCGUUAGAUCCCUGGACUAUGAAAAACUUAAAGAAAUUGACCUUGAAAUCGAGGCCAGUGACCACGGUGUUCCCAAACUUUCAACCCGUACUCAGCUGAAAAUAAAAAUACUUGACAGAAACGAUAACCCACCAGUGAUAAUAUCUCCUUUGCUAGACAGUGGAUCUGCAGACAUUUUGUUGCCAGUCAAGUCCCCCAAAAAUUACUUAGUGCUUAAAGUGAAAGCUGUGGAUGCAGAUGAAGGACUGAACUCACAACUUGCCUAUAUUAUUCUUCAGGAUAAACACAAGCUCUUUACCAUCAACAGGCAAAGUGGGGAAGUUUCACUACGCAGGAUAAUAAAGCCAACGCAAGAUGUGGACCUUAGCUUUGUGGUUGAGGUCCAUGACAGUGGUAGGCCUUCUCUGUCCUGCAAUGCUACCAUAAAGUUCACGCUCACUGAAAACCUUCCAUCCAGUGUGGAAGUAGUUGGCAUGCAGUCAGCAGAGGAAGAGGAAGAAAAACUCAAUCUAUCCGUUAUCUUCAUCGCUGUUCUAUCGGGAGGAUGCACUUUACUGCUUGUUGCCAUCGUAUUUGUGGCUUGUUCCUGUAAACACCGAAGUGGACAUUCUAAGCAGAAAUCCCAAGAGCGCAUGAGGGAAGUAGAAGACUGUCUACUCAAUACCACAGCUACUCCUAAGGAUUCCUCCUCUACGUCCUCUGAGCCUUGUCAACUGUCAGUCAACACGGACUCUGAGAGCUGCAGUCUGACAUCCAGUAAAGAUCAAUGUAGGGACCUACAUUCAGCUUCCAAUAGCUCGGUUGGUGCCCCUUUACCUGACUGGCAGCAAGAAAAGGCAACAGAGGGUAACAGUGACCUUCCGCCAGAGCAGCUCAGUGGCAAGGACAGUGGGAAAGGUGACAGUGACAAUGACAGUGCCUCUGACACCGGCAAGGAAGGUGUGAAGAAAGGAAAUGUGCUCCCCAUCCAGCAACAGACCGAUGCCCCAGACUAUGAAAAGUCAACGGUGUGCCAUGAUGCUGAAUCGCGAUGUGUCCCGAAGAAUAACAGCUCUAUGUACAGCGGGCACUACACCAUCCGAUACCAGAAGGAGUAUGCCGUGGCCUACUCAAUGCCACCCCCGUACUACAACACCUAUCACCCCCGGGCCCAGAACACUUCCCAUUAUGGUAGGACGGACGCCUACUACCAGGUCAGCCAUCAGCCACCCCCCACCGACUACCAACGAGAAUUAUCCUACCGAAGUGCCACCCUGUCCCCGUCCCGGCUCUACAGGGGACCUCCGCAGAUACUCUACAGCCAAGAGGUGCCAUUACAAGCCCGUACUGAAGUGUCUUCCGAUUUGUAAAUUUGGAUUCAUGUUGGGGCGAUAAGAAACUGCUACGGGUAAAUUCUAUUGCCCAGAGACCCAACACUUAAACUGAACCCUAAAAUGAAUGCUGAACUCCAGGUUGGUGACCCCACUAUUACCUACAAUCAUUAAGCCACACAGCUGGGUCACCUCCCCAUCCUCCAGCCUGUGAUUGGACAACAAAGGAGCAGCAGAAGACUCACAAGGUCAUCUCUCCUUCCGGCAGAAUUUUCCUUAUCAGCACAUGUGCAUGUGGCACAGCCUGAUUGGCUCACAGGUAACCCUCUUACAAGCCACAGGUAACAUACAGUAUCAGAAUGAGGUACUUGUACAAGCACCUGGAUUUAAACAUGCAUUCAAUGAAUUAACAAUAACAAAUCUAUGAAUUUCUUUUAUUUUUUAUAUCUACAUGGAGUCCAGCGUUUAUGACUGGGUGACACCCCUUGAUAACACACCACCAUUUGGGUUUUGGUAGCCAUUCGUUCAUGUAGCUUAUGUGUUUAUUAUGUGUUGUAGACUGUAAAUAGGACAUUUCUUCUGUAUAUUGAGAAUUUAGUCUUUCAAUAAAUAUUUAUUAUUCAAAAGUG